GAGAAACUGUGCAGAGCUCCCCACUCUCAUUUCUCUUUAGUUUCCUUAUCAGCACCAUGACAUCAUCUGUACCCUGGAAAUUCCACUCACCCUCCUUUUCCCCAACCUCCAUCCCAGGUCUCAGAGUUCCUAUAAAAAAGGGCUCUCAACUCAGUAUCAGCACAGAGCACAACCAAGUUGUGAAGCUUCUGGACUCUGUGAUCUCAACUCCUGGACAGCCUCUCCUCCUCGACAACCAUGAAGCUCUGGGUGUCUGUCCUCUCUCUGCUCAUGCUCAUGGCUGCCUUCUGCUCCCCGGCAUUCUCAGCACCAAUCGGCUCAGACCCUCCCACUGCCUGCUGCUUCUCUUACACCCUCCGGAAGCUUCCUCGAAACUUUGUGAUGGAUUACUUUGAAACCAGCAGCCUCUGCUCCCAGCCAGCUGUGGUAUUCCAGACCAAAAGGGGAAGACAAAUCUGUGCUAACCCCAGUGAACCUUGGGUCCAGGAAUACAUGGAUGACUUGGAACUAAACUGAGCUGCUCUGAGAUGGAGGUUGGGGAUCUCCUGGAAAUGUUACUUGAGCCCAGUGCUUCUCAGCAAGAUGGGCCCUCUUCAAGCUCAUGAUGCCUCUCUAUUAUCCCUGCUCCUUCUUUUAAUUUAAUGUCAUUAUGUACUGUGUUUCUUGUACCGGGUGUUGUUUUCCAUUAUUUAUGUUCAUUUUGCCAAAGGACACAUGUCUCCCAUGGGGACGGUUCAUUAUUCACUCUUUCUCUGCUAUUGCGGAUACAUCGAUUAUAUAAUUGGUUCAAUGUGUUUUAAUAUUAAAACUUUGGAAAAUGUAGACAAUUUCAUUGUGUUUUAUUU
This is a messenger RNA of Erinaceus europaeus (western European hedgehog), 845 nucleotides long. RefSeq names its product C-C motif chemokine 4. NCBI's taxonomy places the organism in Eukaryota, Metazoa, Chordata, Mammalia, Eulipotyphla, Erinaceidae. The coding region runs from base 238 to 516 and encodes 92 amino acids. The record is from RefSeq and is a predicted model, not a curated record. The transcript has 3 exons. Gene Ontology annotation, biological process: neutrophil chemotaxis; G protein-coupled receptor signaling pathway; chemokine-mediated signaling pathway. Gene Ontology annotation, cellular component: extracellular region. Gene Ontology annotation, molecular function: CCR chemokine receptor binding; chemokine activity.